UGAUUAACAUACCUUUUUGAUACGUUGAGAGAUUCUAACAGACCUUCAAGAAAACAAUGGUUGAAAUACACAUGGAAGAAAACUGUUCUCAAGAUGAGGACUGGAUCAAAAUUUGUGGCAUUUAUAAGGACACACCAAGACUUGAAAUUCUGAAAGAAAUUAAGCAAUCUUUUAAGAGCAGUCGUUUUACAUUUGUCCAUUUUGAAAAUGAUAAUGUUACUGUUAAACAAACCUGUAAGUUUCCACAAGAACGUUUAUUGCUUUACAAUGAGCUGAAAAAUUAUUCAAAAGUGUACAGUAAUUUCAUUAUACAUGAUCAUAAGUUUCUUUAUGUGCCUGAUGACGAAUGGAAAUCAUUUGGAAAUAUUUUUCCAAAACACAAGGGAAUAAUGCUGCUGUACAGUUGUCUAGAACAAGGCAAGAAGUUAAUGACCAAUGAACAAAUACCAGACUUUGAAAGUCCACAACAAGGUGUCAGUCUACUCAAUCAAUCAUGUCAUGAUCCUCAAUACAAUUUGAUUAGCCGUACAUUUGCAUAUUGUCCACAGAUUCCCUGUGAUCAGAGGGACACUGCCUCUUCACAUAAGGGAUCCAUAUCAAAAAAGUGCUGGUAUUGGUAUGGGGCAGAGAAGGCAUGCAUUUCAUUUAAUAUGAUUGCACAUGAUAAAAGAACUGAACCAGGUGAUGACAUGGCUGUAAGCCCUACAAACAUAGCAAAAUUUAUAGACAGGGCUCUGAGGUCCACAAAGAUGGCAAUAGGUGGAGGGAUGGCUCCGAUAAAGGUAAAGAAGGCACAAUAUAAAAGCAUGGUUCUGAUGCUGACAAAGAUGGCAAAAAUGAUGCUAACAAUAAUUGUUCCACAUGAAAAAAUGGAUAUAAUUUGCACGAGUCUGAACAUUACAGACAUUGUACUAAGUGUAAUCAAAGGUCAAUUGUUCAUUAAGACUGCAAAGGGUGAAAAAAUGAAGUGGAAGCUGUCAAAUAAUAACCAAAGUGUAAACAUGAUGUUGCUGUCCAGAAAAACUGAACCAGAUAGUCAAAAUACUCUGAUGUUAACAGGGAAUGAUCAAGAAGUUUCCUUAUUUAAUACACCAAAUGAAGUGGAGUUCUUUAGCAAAAUUUUGUUAGAUGGGCCAAAAGCAAAUAGGCCAGAAAAAAAUAUUGAGAGGUCAUUGAUCAAUAGGGAAGAUCAUGUUUCAGUUGUAGAUCAUUCCCUACCUAAAGUAAAAAAGUCAAGAAAAGCAGUUAGCAAAAAAUAUGGCUAUAGGGUGAAGAUAAAACAUGCACUAUGUGGUACUGGAAAAGGUAAAUGUGCUAAGGAGAGGAGUAUUUUAGGAGAACAAAACAAAUUUUUGAAUAAAAUGCCACUUAGAAAUAGGUUUUUAAAGAAAAGAGAUAAAUGGAAGAAAAAGCAUAGAAGAAUAGAUACAAAGACUCAACGUAAAAGAUUGAAGCCCUUGAAACAACAAAAGGGAUGGUCGUGGAAUUAUUAUGAAAAUCUAAAAUUGGAAUACCUUAAAGAUGAGGAGUAUGAUUUUAAUCAAGUUCAAAAAGAACAUAUUAUGGAUAUAUCACAUUAUAUAAGGGAGUUUACCAGACUACCUUCUGGAGAACACUACUCCUCUAACAUUGAUGUAUGGCCAGCUAGCAGAGAGAAUGGAAGGAAUGAAGAGGAAUCAAAUGUUUUUUCUGCUGAUCAGCAUUCAAACCAUGCUGUUCAAAAUCAAUUAGUGCCAAGCAGAAGAGAAAGAGAGCCACAUGGUAUUGGAAUUCACCAUCCAUCGCAAAGAGAAUUGACGGGCAUUCAUGCAGUGCAGCAAUUGGGUGAUGUAACUCAAGUUAACAAUAGAAUGGGAAUACAGAUGUCUUACAUACAUGCUGACCAGUCAUCAACACAGGAAACAACCAUUAAUGCUCUAGCAUCUGAUCUGCCAAUGCCACAUAUAAUAAGACGUUCCUCAUCACAAGCAAUAAGAACCUCUAGUGAAACAUUUGCUUAUGCAGAGCUGGGUAUUGGAGAAAGACUGCCACAUCAGAGAAACAGAAGACCAGAUGGUAACUUUCAGAACAUAAGACCAGUAGGUGACAUCCAGAACAUAAGAUCAGUUGGUAACAUCCAGGAAAGUAGACCAGUUGGCUACAUCCAGAACAUAAGACCAGUUGGUAGCAUCCAGGACAUAAGGUCAGUUGGUAACAUCCGGAACAUAAGACCAGUUGGUGGCAUCCAGGACAUAAGAUCGGUUGGUAACAUUCAGGAAAGUAGACCAGUUGGCUACAUCCAGAACAUAAGACCAGUUGGUAGCAUCCAGGACAUAAGACCAGUUGGUAACAUCCAGAACAUAAGACCAGUUGGUAGCAUCCAGGACAUGAGAUCGGUUGGUAACAUCCAGAACAUAAGACCAGUUGGUAACAUCCAGGACAUGAGAUCGGUUGGUAACAUCCAGAACAUAAGACCAGUUGGUAGCAUCCAGGACAUGAGAUCGGUUGGUAACAUCCGGGAAAGUAGACCAGUUGGUAACAUCCAGAACAUAAGACCAGUUGGUAGCAUCCAGGAUAUAAGAUCAGUUGGUAACAUCCGGAACAUAAGACCAGUUGAUAGCAUUCAGGACAUAAGAUCAGUUGAUAACAUCCGGGAAAGUAGACCAGUUGGUAACAUCCAGAACGUAAGACCAGUUGGUAGCAUCCAGGACAUAAGAUCAGUUGGUAGCAUCCAGGACAGAAGACCAGAUGGUAACAUCCAGGACAGUAAUGUACAGAAUAGAAGACCAUCUGGAAAUUCACACCAAAUAUUAGGUACUUUAAAACUACUGAUUGUUUGA
Molecule: messenger RNA, 2819 nt
Organism: Ruditapes philippinarum (Manila clam)
Lineage: Eukaryota; Metazoa; Mollusca; Bivalvia; Venerida; Veneridae
Exons: 2
Coding region: 57-2819 (920 amino acids)
Source: RefSeq, a predicted model, not a curated record